UGUCAGCCAUCUCUCUCUCUCUCGCUCGCUACAGCAGAAGCAGCAGGAGGUUAAACUGAAGGACGUCAGCAGAGGACUGAGAAUGGCAGUUUGCACUGAAAAGACUGUGUGGAGCUUCAUGUUCCUCCUGACAGGUGCUGUGGGUCAAAAUGUGAUCUAUCCUCUCACGUCUACCUGUGCUGUCAGAGGAUCCACUGUCACCCUCCCCUGCACCUUCACACCUCGGAAGUCUUUCAGUGAUGGUCAGAGAGAAGUUCCACUAAAGAUCGUCAGAGUCCGCUGGUGUAAGAACCAUGAGAUCUGUCAGGGCGGCACUCCGUCUGUGUUUGACAGUAACUCAACAAACAGAGAUCCUCGUUAUCAAUAUCUGGGAGACAUGAAGACAAACUGCACUUUACAGAUCAGAGAUGUUCAGCAGGGAGACAGUGCAACCUUUCGCUUCAGGAUGGAAGCUGAUAAUUCUAAAGGACAUUUUACUAAUAUGACAGGAGUGACUGUCAGAGUUGAUGAUGGACUCAAAAUGAGAAUAAUCAGCUCCAGUGAUGAUAAAAAGUUGAGCAGAGGUGAAACCGUCACACUGCUCUGUGCUUCAGUCUGCACUUUCCACCAACUGGAGGUCACCUGGUUCAAAGAUGGCCACGCCCUCUCAGACAAUGGCCCCUCCCUCCAUCUCAGCCCUCUGACUGCAGAGAAUUCUGGGAACUACACCUGUGCUCUGAAGAACAUUAACGAGACUCUCUCUGAGCCGUACAGCCUGCAGGUGGAGGCAGAGGAACGACAGCCUGCUGAUGGUAACCUGCCUCUGAUAGUCGGCGUGGUGUCGGGUGUCCUGCUGGCUGUGAUCGCAUUCAUACUCUUCAUCUUCAUCAUCAGAAGGAAGCUGGCAGCAGCAGAGCAUCAGAGAGCUGAGGGAGGUGAGACGGAGCCAAAGGAUCCUGAUAACAUCUACAGCAGCAUCCAAGAAGAAAGUCACCGACAGGAAACCAGCCGAGCUGCGGAGGACGUCAGCUAUGCCUCGGUGCAGUUCAAACACAGCCAUGAGAGGAGCAGACACGUGGAGGAAGUCGAUAAUGCCGUUGUCUACUCUUCACUAGCCAGUCGAGGCUGAAGUCACACUCUCAUCCACAGAACCAAAAGCAGCCGUGCUGACCACAGGAGAAGCUGCAGGAAGCUCUGAACUGCAGCACUUUGUGUAGAUCUGCUGCAGUCUGACUUUAUACAGCAGCAGGCAGCUCGCUGCGAUUAUCAGAUUCCUCUUGUGAAAGCUCUGUGGCGCAGAAAGUUGGAUAAAUUCAUAAAUGCAGCUUUAUGUCUCCAUCACAGCCUCCAUCAGUACUACAAUGGUAUUGUGCUACUGUGAUGACCCUGUCCACCCUGCCUGGGGGGCUACGUGUUGGUUUGGCAGCUGCUUCUUGCAGGUCCUGCAGAGGAAGCGUGCUUUGUUCAAGAUCAGCAUCACUGGCAGCGUCGAAGCUCGACGUGUCUCUGCUGAAAGCUCAGUUGUUGGGUGUUUCUCCCUUCUGGGUUUUGGUUGUUGUUUGGUUUGUUUUCUCACACCAUAAAACAUCACAUUCACUUACAGCACUGAGUGCAGCGAGCUCUGUUGUCAGGGCGCUCGGUCUGUGACCCAGCAUUUUGCAUGUUUGAUUUCUUAUGAUGUAUUAGAGUCAUUUCUAGUGUUAUUAGUAUGUCUCAAUUAGGUUUUGUUUGGAUAACAUUUCCUCCAUGCUCUCUUGUUUAUGUGUCGUUUUCUGUUUCCUGUGAAAGUCUGUUUUGUCCUCUAUGUAUGAUUUUUAGUUAUGUCUGUGCUUCGUUCCCCUUAUCUGUUUCCCUGUUCCUCUCCUUGUGUAUCUUUCAGCCUCCCCAGUCUCUUAUGUGAUUCAUGUCUGCGUUUUCCACUUCCUAUUGUCAGUCUCGUGUUGUCACAGUCUUUGUCUCAUUGUUUUCUCAUUGUUUCCAUGUUCAGUGUGUUUAGUUUUGCUUCCCUUGUGGUGUCAUGUUCAUUUGUGUCAGCUGUGUCCCCCAAGUGUUUCCACUUCCCUCAUUACCCAUCUGUGUAAAAUAAGAUAAGGUAAGAUAAGACAAGCAUACAUUUUUGGUCACGACAGGAAGUACAAUAGCAGUAAAAAAAAAUGAAAGAAGAAAAAAGCAAAAAAAACAAUAGAAUAGAAUAAGAUAAACUGAAUAACAUUCUAUACAAAAUAGAAAGAAUACUAUAUACAAUAGAAUAAAAUACUUGGUGGUUACAUAUGGUUAAAAUGAUUCAAAUGCAGUAAGUAUACACGU
Oreochromis aureus is the source of this 2286-nucleotide messenger RNA. RefSeq lists its product as uncharacterized. The record is from RefSeq and is a predicted model, not a curated record. The transcript has 7 exons. NCBI's taxonomy places the organism in Eukaryota, Metazoa, Chordata, Actinopteri, Cichliformes, Cichlidae. The coding region runs from base 83 to 1108 and encodes 341 amino acids.